UCUUCUGAAGGGUCCGAGCGGCUUGACCAACGAUCGGAAUCAAUAAACUGCCUUUCGUUCCAGCUCUUAACCGGUACCCAGUCAUAACCGGCCAACGGUGCCAGGCGCUGAAGCUGCUGGUAUUUUCUGUUCUUCUCAGAGGGUCCUGCUACAGGAAGCAGCGGAUGCCGCAUGUUGCCAACAGGAAGUCCUCUGCGGACUGCUCUCCAUCAGUCCGACGUGUUCACCACAACAGGCUUAUCUCAAGCUUUGUCAAACUGACGAGACACUGCGCUGCGGUUUCCUGAGGGGCUCAACUGAAACACCGUGGUCUCACGUCGGUGGGAGCACAACAGCUGUCGUUUCGACACAAACUGUCACAGAGACGCUUGGCAGUGUGUGUGUGUGUGUGCGUGUGUGUCGGUGCAGCUGUGGUGACUCACAGUGUUUCAGCCGCUGUGUGUUAUUGUGGUGUGAAUUUGUGUGUGAUGACAGUUUGUCAGAGAUCAUCAUGAAGAUCGUACUGCUGCUCGCUCUGCUCACAGUGGGCGACGGCGACAGCAGCAGGCUUGUCGGCCGACCAGGUGAGAACGUCACUCUGCAGUGUAGAUACGACAUUACGAAACACGGAUCGUUGUCGUUUUGCUGGAAUCGAGGAGCUAUACCGAACACAGGCUGCAACAGCCCCAUCAUUGCCACAAAUACAGGGACCAGAGAUUCCAGCAGGUAUCAGCUACAGGGACAACUGGACGAAGGAGACGUUUCUCUGACCAUACUGAACGUCACAGAGACGGACGCUGGGCGCUACGGAUGUAGAGUGGAGAUACCCGGGUGGUUCAAUGACGACAAACAUCACUUCGAUUUGACCAUUGAGGACGCUCCACAGACGACCACGUCAGCGCCGGCAGACGGCACCAACAGAGACACGUCCACCCAGCAGACAGCAGACGGUCAGGCUGCAGGUCAGAUGACCGCCACGGGGAGCGUUUUAACUUCCUCCCCCAUCGUCAGCGUCAAGGCCGAGCAGAAGCGCAGCAGCGGGACGGUGGCUCUGGUGUGUGUUUUGUUCGGGUUGGCAGCUUUGGUCGCAGCGGGCGGAGUCGUCAUCAUCGCAGUGAGGAAGUGGAGGCGACUCAACAAAAUCCCUCGGCAGCAGCGGGUCCACAGUUCGGUCCAGUUCAGUUCGACCUUGUCCACUCUGCAGCUUCAAAGUCGGGGUUCGGCGGUGGAGAACAUUUAUCAGAUAGACGGAGGCGCCGACGGAGACGAGUACGAGAGCUGCCCCUGAACCCUGAAGCUUCGCCCACUGACCCGCCGGGAGACAGGAAGACGACGAGCUCUGGACAAAAAACAUGGACUCGUCGCCUCGAUUCUGGAGGGAUUCGGGGCCCCUGUGGCCCCCGUGUGCACCGUCAGGACGAUGCUUUUAAGGGAAUCACUAAAACAAACAACGAGAGACUGAGCUGAAACAAUUCCACACGGAAAAAAAGCUGAGAGAGAAGUCGAGACAAAGACUCCGUCCAACUUUAGCAGAAGAGCCGAGCACGGGUCCCAGGGAGCAUUGCUGUAAGAAACAUCCAAUCACAGAGCUCCAGUUUCCGUUGCCAUGUGGCUAAUGCUGCAUUCACGACAUACAAUAUGUGAUGGACGGAGAUAGAGAGAUUCCCAUGUUGACAACGUCAAGACAGUUGUCCGAUCAGUCGGUCGUGGAGGGAUAAAAGACGGAGCAUUGACAAUGUAACCCUAACGUUAAAUUAGCGUUGAAGUUUUAAUCACAUCGAAGGACGGUUUUUGGCUGAUGGGAGGCGUCUGUGUUUGUUUUGUUUUCAGGCUCCAAGUCAGAUGUAACAAAAAGUGUCACACUUGUAAUUUUAACUUGUUUGUUAAGAAAAUAAAUCUGUGGUGUCAUGUUGAUCAAGUGUGUGAAUGAAGUUCAUUUCAGUGCUGGAGGGGCUUUUCUUUCUCGUAGAGGCCUUUCCGUUCCACU
Xiphias gladius (swordfish) is the source of this 1966-nucleotide messenger RNA. RefSeq names its product hepatitis A virus cellular receptor 1 (gene havcr1). The record is from RefSeq and is a predicted model, not a curated record. NCBI's taxonomy places the organism in Eukaryota, Metazoa, Chordata, Actinopteri, Istiophoriformes, Xiphiidae. The transcript is spliced from 9 exons. Bases 491 to 1267 code for a protein of 258 amino acids.